UCUCCUUACCUUUCUUCUUCUUCUUCUUCUUCUUCAUAAAACUCAGUAACAGGCAUGGCGUACUACGAUGACGAGGAGUUUGAUUACAUCUUUAAAACAAUUCUCAUAGGUGACUCUGCUGUUGGUAAAUCAAACCUCCUCUCAAGGUUUGUUUGGGACAAAUUUCGCCUUGAUUCGAGGCCUACUAUUGGGGUGGAAUUCGCUUAUUGGAAUACUCAGGCUGGUGACAAGCUCAUCAAAACCCAAAUAUGGGACACAGCAGGCCAAGAACGAUUUAGAGCAUUUACAAGCUCUUAUUAUAGAGGCGCACUGGGUGCCUUACUAGUUUAUGAUAUAACACAAAGAAUAUCGUUCAAUAAUCUGGAAAAAUGGCUAAGGGAGAUAAGAGAAUAUGGGGAUUCUGAUAUGGUGAUUGUGCUGGUUGGGAACAAAACUGAUUUGGGUCAUGCCAGAGAAGUUAGUAAAGAAGAAGGGAAAAGGCUUGCAGAAAAAGAAGGUCUUUGUUUCAUGGAGACAUCAGCUUUGGAGAAUUUAAACGUUGAAGAGGCAUUUCUACAACUCGUCUUUCAAAUUUAUGAAGUUACAAGUAAGAAGAGGUUGGAUGCAAAAACCAGUCAAGCUCAAACUAUCACACCCACAACAGGGAAAACAAUUCUUCACUUGGAUCCAGUGUCAGAUCAGACCCAACAGACGGGUUGUUGUUAGAGGUAAUCAUAACAUUUUGAGAUAUAUAUGAAUCAGAUAUCAUCAAUAUCAUUCUUUUUG
Messenger RNA from Telopea speciosissima, 765 nucleotides. Its product is annotated as ras-related protein RABA6b-like. Gene Ontology annotation, molecular function: GTP binding; GTPase activity. The coding region runs from base 55 to 705 and encodes 216 amino acids. The record is from RefSeq and is a predicted model, not a curated record. Lineage: Eukaryota; Viridiplantae; Streptophyta; Magnoliopsida; Proteales; Proteaceae. Gene Ontology annotation, cellular component: endosome. The transcript has 2 exons.